Messenger RNA from Peronospora matthiolae, 1593 nucleotides. The record is from the annotation of a GenBank genome assembly. Lineage: Eukaryota; Oomycota; Peronosporomycetes; Peronosporales; Peronosporaceae.
AUGAUGCAAGCCCCCGUGCUCGUCCUCAACACCAACACGAAGCGGGAGACUGGGCGCACGGCGCAGCUCGGGAACAUCGAAGCGGCCAAGGCCGUGUCGGACAUUGUGCGCACGACGCUCGGGCCGCGCUCGAUGCUCAAGAUGCUGCUGGACCCGAUGGGCGGCAUCGUCAUGACGAACGAUGGGAACGCGAUUCUGAGGGAAGUCGAUGUGGCCCACCCAGCGGCCAAGAGCAUGAUCGAGCUCAGCCGCGCUCAGGACGAAGAAGUGGGUGACGGCACCACGUCCGUCAUCAUUCUGGCUGGCGAACUCCUGGUCGUUGCCGAGCCGUUUUUGCGCCACCAAGUGCACCCGACGGUGAUCAUUCGUGGCUUCCAUCGAGCGCUGAGUACGUUGCUCGCGAUCGCCAAGGAGAUGACACGCGGCAUUGAUCUGGAGAACAGGGAGGACAUGCGCCAGUUGGUGCAGUCGUCAAUUGGCACCAAAUUUUCUCCGCGCGUGGGCAACUUGGUGAGCGACUUGGCACUGGACGCAGUACGUACGGUCGUCUUCACGACAGCGUCGGGACAUAAGGAAGUCGAUGUCAAGCGCUAUGCAAAAGUCGAGAAGAUUCCUGGUGGAGAACUGGAAGACAGCCGCGUGCUCAAGGGCGUGAUGUUCAACAAAGACGUGACGCACUCGAAGAUGCGUCGACGCAUUGAGAACCCACGUAUUCUGCUGCUUGACUGUCCGCUUGAGUACAAGAAGGGCGAAAGUCAGACAAACGUCGAGUUGACGAACGAUCAGGACUGGAACACGCUCUUGCGUCUGGAAGAGGAGUAUAUUGAGAACCUGUGCGCGCAAGUCGUGGCAAUGAAGCCCGACGUGGUGAUCACGGAGAAGGGUGUGUCGGAUCUGGCACAGCACUACUUUGUGAAAGCGGGCAUCACCGCCUUCCGUCGUCUGCGUAAGACGGACAACAACCGUGUGGCUCGUGCGACGGGUGCAACGAUCGUGAGUCGCGCAGAUGAGAUCCAGGAGUCAGACAUUGGUACCAAGUGCGGACUCUUUGAAGUUCGCAAGCUCGGCGACGAGUACUUUGCAUUCUUUGAGGAGUGCAAAGAGCCUGGCGCAUGCAGCAUCCUGCUGCGCGGAGGCAGCAAGGAUGUGCUGAAUGAGAUCGAGCGCAAUUUGCAAGACGCCAUGCAGGUGGUGCGCAAUGUUGUGUUUGAGCCGCUGCUGCUGCCAGGAGGUGGUGCCACAGAGAUGCGUCUCGCCCAUGAGCUCAAGAAGCGCGCGGACGAGAUUGAGGGUGUCGAGCAGUUUCCGUUCCGAGCAGUGGGCGAGGCCCUAGAGGUGAUCCCGCGCACGCUGCUGCAGAACUGCGGCGCCGACGUCGUGCGCGUGAUGACGUCGCUACGUGCCAAACAGGCCGAGACGGAGGAGGCGUACGGUGUGGACGGUGUCACGGGUAAGGUGACGUCGUCUGAGGAGCUGGGUGUGUGGGAGCCGUUCCAGGUAAAGACGCAGUCGAUCAAGACAGCCGUGGAGGCAGCGUGCAUGCUGCUGCGUAUUGAUGACAUCGUGUCUGGUCUGGCUAAGAAGAAGAACUAG